Acanthosepion pharaonis is the source of this 858-nucleotide messenger RNA. The record is from the annotation of a GenBank genome assembly. NCBI's taxonomy places the organism in Eukaryota, Metazoa, Mollusca, Cephalopoda, Sepiida, Sepiidae.
AUGUCUGGGGAGCAAAAAGUGAACACACCGUCAAAGUACGUUAAAUUAAACGUCGGUGGAAGUCUUCAUUACACGACGAUCGACACCCUAACCAAACAUGAUACAAAACUCAAGGCAAUGUUUACAGGCAAGAUGGAUGUGGUUCCUGAUUCUGAAGGUUUUACUGUCAUUGAGCGUAGUGGCAAGCACUUUGACACCAUUCUCAACUUCUUGCGAGAUGGAUCUGUUGCUCUCUCGGAGAGCAAAGCCGAAUUAUCCGAGUUGUAUGCAGAGGCUCGCUAUUAUUUAAUCCAGGACUUGAUCAAUAUCAUUGAGCCAGUGCUGAAGAAGAAAGAGGAAGUACAGCCCAAGUGUGUGGUUCCAUUACUUACAUCCCACAAGGAGGAACAGAUGUUGCUAGCAUCAUCAAGAAAGCCUGUAAUCAAACUUACCUGUAAUAGGCACAACAACAAAUAUUCAUACACAAAUUAUUCUGAUGACAAUUUCUUGAAGAAUUUGGAAUUGUUUGAUAAACUGUCCCUUCAGUUCGGUAACCGGUUGCUUCUGAUCAAAGAUGUCAUUGGAACAGUUGAAAUCUGCUGUUGGUACUUCUAUGGCCACUCACAAAAGAUUGCAGAGGUUUGCUGCACUUCAAUUGUGUAUGGAACCGACAAGAAACACACAAAGGUUGAAUAUCCUGAAGCCAGGAUUUUUGAGGAAACCCUUAAUGUGUUACUCUAUAAAAAUUUGGACAAAGGCCCGGAUGCUGAGCUGAUCAAGGCAACAAGGGGUGGGGCAGCUGCAAUACCUGGUGGCUAUCACAGUGACGAUGACAUGGAGGAUUGGCUUGAAAGAGUCGAGAGACUUCGUCGCAAAUGA